CUUUCUCUCUCUCGCCCUGGCCGGGAAGUGUAGUUAGCCGGUUAGUCUCGUGUUGGACCGUGAGGCGAGUGGACGGCGGGUCGCUGGGAGAGAAGAAGUAGAUUGGAUUUGCGUGAAGAUUGAAGAAAAAUACUUUGGUUUUCUUUUUUGAGAAAGGGGGGGAGUUUAAUUCUUCGUGGAGACGAUGCGGCGGAAGACUCUAUGGCCAUUGGUGUUGGCAGCGGUGUUGUCAGGGGUGUUGGCAGCGCCUGAAUCCUCGAAGGAGAGUGAUGAUAAUGGGAACCGCCUCGAGGACUCGCCUUCCACGUCCUCCGAAAUCGGGGCGGCGGAGGCGGCGGCAGGAGCGGCGGCGGGAGGGGCAGCUGCGGCGGCGGCGGCGGCAACGUCCGGUGGAUUCUUUGCGCCCCAGUUGCGGCAGUUCCUCGGAGCUCUAGAGAACGUCGAUGAUAUAUUGCGCUCGACGAUUCCUUCCUUGGACCGAUUCCAGUGCCUCGAGAGGGUCAUGUGCUCAAUGGCCUCGGCAACCAACCUUUUCUCGCCCGAGUCGCUGCUAAACCCCGGUGUCCAGUCGACACUCGAGCAGACCUUCCAGCAAGGUCUCAUCCAAGAUCCUUCGUUAGUUCAGCAAGGUUUCCCUCAGGGUUUCCCCCAGCAGACAGGGUUUCCCCAGCAGCAGGUGCUUCAGCAGGGCUUUCCCCAGCAGCAGGUGCUCCAGCAGGGCUUUCCCCAGCAGCAGGUAUUCGCCCAAGGCUUCCCCCCACAGCAGGCCUUUCCGCAACAGCCUGCUUUUCAACAACCCUUCCCCCAGCAGGGAUUUGGACCUCCUCCUGCUGGCAGCUUUAAUCCUCAGUUCCAGCCGCCGCCUUCACAGUUCACCCAAACUGGCUUCCAGCAGUUUGCUCCCUUCGGUGGAGCCGCCUUCAGGGAAAACCAGGAUGGACAGCCUGUGGAGAGGCAAGGCACGCGUCCCCAGGGCAUCAGACGUCAGCCCGUCAGGAGGAGACAGAGAAAUGGGUUCCUAAACUUGCUUAGUAACCUCGGACUGAACUUCGGCAAGAGGAAGAAGCGAGACCUCUUAAGCGACAUUGUCAGCGGGUUUACUGGAGAAAGGUUUAUGGGGCUGUUGGACCGAAUGAUGGAAUCCUACUCAUUCCAUCCCUACACCCACGCAGCCUACAUGGGAUACUCAGGAAACGAGUGUAACAGACUGUACCCCUCCUGUCCCUCGUCCGCUGAAGAGAUGAUCGACGUUUUCAACAACAUCCAUCGUCACUAUCCCAACGGAAUUCCCUUCAAGGAUAAGAUGCCGUGGCCACUUAAUGUUCUUCUUCCUUGAAUAAGAUCAAGGUGUUGAACAUACGAUGAUGUGAAUGUUGAUUUCGAAUUGAUGCCAUUACUCUUUUUGUUUAAGUUCUUUCAUUUGUAAUGUAUCUCUAGUAUUAUUCUUUUUUUCUUUUUCUCUUAUUAAAGUUUUUGGUUCUCAACACAUGAUUCGGGUACAUGUGGUUCAGAGAAACUUUACUGCCAAGAAUGUUGGUCAAGUUAAACAAAUUGAUGUUAUUAGUUAGUAUAGUAUAACGUACUUUUAAAUGCAGGUGAGAAGUAAUAACCAUCUUUUCUUAAAAAAAAAAAAGAGAAAAAAAGUGGUCUGUCUCACGUUGUUGGCUCACUUAUAAUCUGUGCACUUUUUAAUAAACCAACAUAAAGGGACUGUUUCUUAAAGGCAGUGUAAGCAUGUUCACAAGGAUUUUAUAAUUCACAGGACAAGAUGGGCCACUGACGUUUCUGUUUUACAUUAAUUCUGAUGACAGGGUAUAAAAUCAAAUGUGACAAUGUUAUCUUGUCUUGCAAAAUUAUUCACUCUCAUUUAUACCAGUUUUGCAACUAUGAAUUAAACUUCCCUUGUCAUUUUGGUAUGAUUUGUGUUUCUGACAAGUUAGGCCCAGAUGGAUAUUUGUACCACCUGCUUUGUUUCAAUAUAUUUAUAUCACUAUUUAUCUAUUCUGUUAUUUUCUGUCAGAAGCUGGUCUUCUGCUUAGAAAUAAAUAUUUACAAAUGAUAA
This is a messenger RNA of Penaeus chinensis, 2062 nucleotides long. RefSeq names its product SR-related and CTD-associated factor 4-like. The transcript has 7 exons. Lineage: Eukaryota; Metazoa; Arthropoda; Malacostraca; Decapoda; Penaeidae. The coding region runs from base 185 to 1336 and encodes 383 amino acids. The record is from RefSeq and is a predicted model, not a curated record.